AUGGAGAGUGAAGGAGGGAACUGUAGCAAAAGCAUAAAACAAAAUGAAUCGGUAUUGAAGGAAGAUCCGAAAUCAGCCUACCUAUUGAUAUUUCUACAAAAGUAUUACCGAUCUGGUUUUCUCAAAAAGGUGAUAGCAGAAAUAAUAGCUACGUACCUAUUAGUGUUUGUGACAUGUGGUGCAUCAGCUCUUAGUGGGAGCGAUGAACACAAAGUGUCAAAGCUUGGGGCGUCCGUAGCUGGUGGACUCAUUGUAACUGUCAUGAUAUAUGCUGUUGGACAUAUAUCUGGUGCCCAUAUGAACCCUGCUGUUACCUUUGCUUUUGCCGCCGUUAGACAUUUCCCAUGGACACAGGUGCCAGUGUAUGCAGCAGCACAAGUUACAGGAGCAAUAUCUGCUGCAUUCACGUUGCGUGUAUUACUUCAUCCAGUAAUUAAACAUGUGGGAACUACAACUCCCUCAGGCUCAGACAUUCAAGCUUUAAUCAUGGAAAUUGUCGUCACAUUCUCUAUGAUGUUCAUCACCUCUGCAGUUGCCACUGAUACCAAAGCUAUUGGUGAGCUGGCGGGAAUUGCAGUUGGUUCGGCCGUAUGUAUUACUUCUAUCUUGGCGGGGCCAGUGUCAGGAGGAUCAAUGAACCCAGCUAGAACCAUUGGACCAGCAAUGGCUAGCAAUGAUUACAGAGCAAUAUGGGUGUAUAUCAUUGGUCCCGUUUGUGGAACAUUACUUGGGGCAUGGUCCUAUAAUUUCAUCAAGGUUAAUGAUAAACCAGUACAAGCAAUAGCACCCGGACACUCCUCAUUUAAACUUAGAAGAAUGAAGAGCAAUCACGAUGAAGAACAAUGUGUAAACAAAGACCCUCUAAAUGAUUGAACUUCUUCCAAUCCCAUUUCACCCGUCUGUCUCAAAAACAAUUUUGGUUUCUAAUUUAUUUUCUCAUGUUUGAUUAGUGACUCAAAAUAUUUUCCAUUGUUUGGAUGGUGAAUGAGAAACAUUUUCCAGAAAA
Molecule: messenger RNA, 1006 nt
Organism: Solanum verrucosum
Lineage: Eukaryota; Viridiplantae; Streptophyta; Magnoliopsida; Solanales; Solanaceae
Product: aquaporin NIP2-1-like
Exons: 5
Coding region: 1-873 (290 amino acids)
Biological process (GO): transmembrane transport
Cellular component (GO): membrane
Molecular function (GO): channel activity
Source: RefSeq, a predicted model, not a curated record